CUGCAAGGAGAACAGAAACCAAGUUCCCCGGCUACUAGCAGCAUCCACCCGGCGGCAGGCCGGAGCCAGCGAGGCCCGAAAAGGCUGUGGAGUGCGCGGGUCUCUCCGUGUCCAGCGCACCCUACCCACACUUUUCCUUCUCCUCUUCUUUGGCAGCCCAGCCCAAGUUCCAACUCGCUGUUUCGACUACGCAAAGCCUAGGGAGGGGGUUAGGAGCAGCCGCGCCCCCCUCCCUGAGGCCGCCGCCCCCCGCUUUUUCGGCUGUGCUCCCUGCAGCGUGCUCCUGGGCGGUGCGCCUCGGCAGGCCCCAGUCAUGUCGAUGCUGCCGUCGUUUGGUUUUACGCAGGAGCAAGUGGCGUGCGUGUGCGAGGUUCUGCAGCAAGGCGGGAACCUGGAGCGCCUGGGCAGGUUCUUGUGGUCACUGCCUGCCUGCGACCACCUGCACAAGAACGAGAGCGUGCUCAAGGCCAAGGCUGUAGUUGCCUUCCACCGCGGCAACUUCCGCGAGCUCUACAAGAUCCUGGAGAGCCACCAGUUCUCGCCUCACAACCACCCCAAACUGCAGCAACUGUGGCUGAAAGCGCACUAUGUGGAAGCCGAGAAGCUUCGCGGCCGACCCCUGGGCGCCGUGGGCAAAUACCGGGUGCGCCGAAAAUUUCCACUGCCGCGCACCAUCUGGGACGGCGAAGAGACCAGCUACUGCUUCAAGGAGAAGUCUCGGGGAGUGCUGCGGGAGUGGUAUGCGCACAACCCCUACCCCUCGCCUCGAGAGAAACGGGAGCUGGCCGAGGCCACGGGCCUCACCACCACCCAGGUCAGCAAUUGGUUUAAGAACCGGAGGCAAAGAGACCGGGCCGCCGAGGCCAAGGAAAGGGAGAACACCGAAAACAAUAACUCCUCCUCCAACAAGCAGAAUCAACUCUCUCCUCUGGAAGGGGGCAAGCCGCUCAUGUCCAGCUCAGAAGAGGAAUUCUCACCUCCCCAAAGUCCAGACCAGAACUCGGUCCUUCUGCUGCAGGGCAAUAUGGGCCACGCCAGGAGCUCAAACUAUUCUCUCCCAGGCCUCACGGCCUCUCAGCCCAGCCAUGGCCUGCAGGCCCAUCAGCAUCAGCUCCAGGACUCUCUGCUUGGCCCCCUUACCUCCAGUUUGGUGGACUUGGGGUCCUAAGUGGGAUGGGAUUGGGGCCUCAAAGGGAUGGCUGGAGCAGCAACCAAUUGCAGCAACUAGGGACACUUGUAAAUAGAAAUCAGGAACAUUUUUGCAGCUUGUUUCUGGGAUUCUUUGCGCAUAAAGGAAUGGUGGACAUUCACAAUGUCUUUUUAAAAAUCAAAACCAACAUCCAUCUCAAACAGCCUCCCUCUUCUCUCUCUUUCCCCUGGUGCAUUUCCCCUCCCAGUGCAGAAUCAGGAAAAAAAACCCAAACAAACAAAAGCACCCAGUCUUGGAUUUGGAAACCUAUGCACCCACUUCAAUAGACUUGCUUUUUGUUUUUCCUUUUCUAAUUAAUGGUAAUUAUAAAUCAACUGGAUUUUAAGUAUUUUCUUUUAAUUUAUUUAUGGAGUAAUUUGAGGGGAAGAGGAAAAGAAAAAAGAAAAAGAGAAAAGGAGAGAGAGAGAGAGAGAAAGAGAGAUCAAAAUAGUAGUGAAAAUAACAGCCUCCAGCCUGGGAGGAACUGGUUGCAUUCUUAAGGUGAAUAGGAAAAAAUAAAAUCUUAUAAUUUUUUGAUGGGAAAAUUAAGUUUACAUUUUUCAUAUUUGGUGUUAAAUAAUUUUAUGUAGAGUAAAAUAAAAAGAACAGUAUUAGGGAGAAAACAAGUGCCUAAAUGUCUUAAUGCUCUCUAUGUGAAGCAGUUAGAAAUAGAAGUGACCAUUAGUAAUAUAACUAUUUUUGUCAAAUUUAGUAGGUUUUUUUGGUUGUUGUUUGUUUUCUUGGGUUUUUUUUUAAUGACAAACUAAAAAUGUACCAAUGUGAAAAACACUUUCCUGAAUGCCAUUACUUCUCAUGCCCACAAAGCUUUCAUAUCUGUCUCCUACUCCUGUUAAGGGGUUUCUCCUGUUCGUAGUUUCUAGCUUGCAAAAGUAUGCCAACAAAUCUGGCAACCUGGUAUUUGUUACUAAAACAGCAUGUGUUUUCAGGUUUCUUUUCUAUUGUACCUAAACCAGUCUAAAUUAAAAUUCAGUAGAACACCAGGAGUAUGAUUCUGUUUCUGAAAGGUGAGUAGUGUCUUUGGGCCCUAUUUUUUUUUUUUUAAAGUUUUCUUCCUUUUUUACUUAAUAGUGGUUAUGAAUUGCAGGGCACUUUGAAGGCUUUCACCUGAACCAAGAGUAAGGACUGGGUUAAUUAUAUGACAGAUAGUGAAUUUAGCCUUAGGGUAUUUAUUUUUUAUUAUUAUUAGAUAACACAAUUUUGUUACCACGAGCUCUUCUUCUCAGCAUUCAUAUGUUAACUCAGCUCUUUUGUGUUAAUAAGUUUAUGGUAAGACUGUGAAAGUAAAAUAAUUUAUCUGCUUGGGGUGGGGGAAAGGAACUUGAACAAGGAUUUAAGCAUUGUGAAUUAAUCUGUACAAACAGAAAGCAGACCAGCAGGACAGGAACUCUUUUACAGUGCUGCCGGAUAGUGUCCAGAAAAAUCCCAGUAAUCAUGUAGGCUCCAUGUUAUUUUUGCCUGGAGCAAAAUGAUGUAUCUUCUGUAUUUAGCUUUUAAAAUUAGUGAAACAAGUGGCAUUAUUUAUUAAAAUUCGACUCAGGAUAACAGGAUCGGCUGGUUUGUGCUUUGUAAAAUAUUGUUCCCCAGAGAGAGUCUAUUUGUUUUCUGACAUGACGUUUUCAUAAUUUUUAUUUUUCCCAUCCAUAAGUGUCACCAUUAAUAUAUUCUUUUCUUAUUCUUUA
Molecule: messenger RNA, 2889 nt
Organism: Ictidomys tridecemlineatus (thirteen-lined ground squirrel)
Lineage: Eukaryota; Metazoa; Chordata; Mammalia; Rodentia; Sciuridae
Gene: Six1
Product: SIX homeobox 1
Biological process (GO): skeletal muscle fiber development; regulation of skeletal muscle cell proliferation; regulation of transcription by RNA polymerase II
Cellular component (GO): transcription regulator complex; nucleus
Molecular function (GO): DNA-binding transcription factor activity, RNA polymerase II-specific; RNA polymerase II cis-regulatory region sequence-specific DNA binding
Source: RefSeq, a predicted model, not a curated record